AUGGAGCCGAGCUGCGCAGCCCUCCCCACACCGGAGAAAAAAAAAACGUUUUUGUCCAAAUGGGCCGUUUUCAACUACCAUCAUAAUUUGACUCACAAAGACAAAGUUAAACAGAGGGCCAAACAUAGGUCCAUUUUCAACUACCAUCAUAAUUUGACUCACAAAGACAAAGUUAAACAGAGGGCCAAACAUAGGUCCAUUUUCAACUACCAUCAUAAUUUGACUCACAAAGACAAAGUUAAACAGAGGGCCAAACAUAGGUCCAUUUUCAACUACCAUCAUAAUUUGGCUCACAAAGACAAAGUUAAACGGAGGGCCAUUUUCAACUACCAUCAUAAUUUGGCUCACAAAGACAAAGUUAAACGGAGGGCCAUUUUCAACUACCAUCAUAAUUUGGCUCACAAAGACAAAGUUAGACGGAGGGCCGUUUUCAACUACCAUCAGAAUUUGGCUCAUCAAGACAAAAUGAAAGAGUUGAGUAGAAAGAAAUACCUUAAUGUUAAACAUAAGACAUGUUUAAUAGAAAGUAUCCAGCAUAAAAGAAUGCUGAUUAAAGUAAAUUCACAAAACUUUGAUUUUGUUGUAGAUCAGUUUUUAGAGAAGGUGAAAGAUGGACCUGAUUUUGUGUGUUGUGUCUGCUCACGGUUGUUGUUUAGACAUCAGGUCUUAAAUUUUAAUCAAGAAUACUAUAGAAAAACCAAAGAAAUGUCACUUAUAGCAGAUAAAUGUAUAAGUGACAAUCAUCUACACAAAUGCAAUGAUGCGUGUAGAUUACCUUGCAAAUUGAAUGUAUGUAGAAAUAAACUGUACAUCUGUUACACGUGUCAUUAUAAAAUUAGUAAAUGUCAGAUACCCCCAGAAAGUUCAAUCAACAGGCUGACUGUUGAUCCCAUCCCACCUCAACUGGCAUGUUUAAAUACAUUAGAGCAACAUUUAAUAGCGAUGAAUAUACCAUUUAUGAAAAUGUUGGCUCUGCCCAAAGGUGGUCAGAAUGGGGUUCAUGGCCCGAUAUGUUGUGUUCCUGCAAAUAUAGUGGAAACGUGCAGUUUGUUACCACGUACCAACAUGGAGGGGUCUUUAUUACCUGUAAAGUUAAAGCGUAAAUUGACAUAUAAAGGACACUAUGAUUAUCAGUAUGUUGACACACAGCAUGUUCAGGAAGCUCUUCAGUAUUUAAAACAUCAUAAUUUGCAUUACAAAGAUGUAGAGUUCAAUGAGUCUUGGAUUAACACUUUUACUCAGGAAGAUGAGUCAUCGGUCUUGGAAGACGAUAGUGGUUCUAGUAAAGAUGAAGAUACUUGCAUAGAUGGAGAAGAUGAGUUAUUGCAUGACAGACAACAGCACUGUAUGUUUCAGGACACCUGUCUCAUGCCAGUAGAUAUAGGACAAGAAGCAUUGGACCAGUAUGUGGAUAACAUAUUAAAUUUAGCUCCAGGUGAAGGUAACAAUCCAGUGAAAUUGCUUUCAGAUUUUACAAAUGAAGCAAAAUGUUUUCCCGUCUUGUUUCCUUCAGGAUCGAAUACUUACUAUGAAAGCAGACAAUUUCGUUUGACUCUGAAUCGGUAUUUCAACAACAGGCUUCUUCAUGUCGAUGGUCGAUUUGCUAACAAUGUAGAAUAUAUAUUUUUUGCACAGUACAUGUCUGAACUAGAGCAAGUUGUGUCCAAAGUUUCUAUAGCUUUGCGUAAAGGUAAAAGCGGUGAAUCUCAGAAGUUGGGUAAUUUGAUACAGGAUCAGGAUUCUUUGAAUAAGCUGUUAGAGUUUGAUGAUGGCUACCGGUUUCUUAAACCAAUUCGCGGCACACCUGCUUUUUGGCAAUCUGCACAGCGAGACCUCCUGGCCUGUGUAAAAAUGUUGGGCAAACCUACUUGGUUCGCAUCAUUUUCGUCGGCAGAUUUGAGGUGGACUAACCUUCUUUAUAGUAUUUUGAAACAGGAAGGCAGAACAGAGACAGUGGAACAGCUGGAGUGGGCUGAUAAAUGUGACCUCCUACGUAGGAAUCCAGUAACUGCUGCCCGAAUGUUUGAUUUUAGAUGGCAUGUCUUCUUAAGGGAAGUGCUAAUGUCUCCUGCCAAUCCCAUUGGUAAAAUAGAAGAUUAUUAUUAUCGUGUUGAGUUCCAGCAGCGUGGUUCUCCUCACUGUCAUUGCCUUUUCUGGGUUUCUGGUGCUCCCAUUUUAGAUAAGAACACAGAUGAGGAGGUCAUUGCAUUUGUUGAUGAAUAUGUGACAUGUGAACUUCCUUCUGAAGACGAUUCACUACAUGAAGUUGUCUCAUCUGUCCAGCAGCACUCCAAACGGCAUUCAAAGACUUGUAGAAAGAAAAAAACUGUUUGUCGUUUUAAUUUUCCACGACCCGCAUCUGUUAGAACUUUUAUUAGCCGCGGUGAAAAGUAUCAAGAUGCAGUGAAGAGUUGCAAGUGUGAUAAAACAGAUAGCACUGUACAGUGUGCCUGUGCGUCUCAAGAUAAAGGUCGUAAACAGGAAAUGGACAAAGAAGUAGCAAGUGCCAUUUUAACUAAAGUGAAGACUGCUAUUUCUAGUGAAGACUGUCCAUAUAACAGUGUAGAAGGUCUGUUUCAGGGCCUAGGUAUCAGUCAGGAACUAUUUGAAAUGGCAUAUAAACGAUUUAGUCGAAAUACACAUGUUGUUUUGAAAAGGGAAGUUAAUGAAAUCUGGAUUAAUCAGUAUAGCAAGUUGCUGUUAAAAGCUUGGAAUGCUAAUCUUGAUAGCCAGUAUUGCGUCGAUGCUUAUGCGUGCUGUGUAUACAUAAUAUCAUACAUGUCUAAAAGUGAACGGGAAAUUGGCCUUCUGCUUGCUAAUUCUCAAAGAGAAGCAGCCAAAGAUGGUAAUCUUAGUGCAAAAGAGGCCUUGAAGAGUCUUGGCAAUGUUUAUCUUCAUAAUCGGGAUGUUUGUGCGCAGGAAGCAGUCUACAGGCUAACUAACAUGCAUCUAAAGGAGUGUUCAAGGAAAGUUGUGUUUGUUCCCACCGGUGAUAAUAUAGUGAAAAUGAGUUUGCCUAUUUCUGUUUUGAAGCAAAAAGCAGCAUCACAGGAUCUUACUUCAGAUGACAUGUGGAUGACCGGAUUAGUUGAUCGUUAUAAGAAGAGGCCAAAUGAUGAUGUGUUCAAUGAUAUGUGCCUGGCUACGUUUGCAUCAGAAUAUCGUGUUUUGAGUAAAAACGAAAAAUGUAGAAAUCCUAUAAAGUUAAGUAAUGAUUUAGGAUUUGUUACAAAAAGAACUCGGACUAAACCAGCGGUUGUUCGUUACGCGCGUUUCUCUGAAACCAAAGACCCAGAGAAAUUUUUUCAAAGCAUGUUGCAGUUGUUUUUACCGUACCGCCAUGAUAGUCAACUUAAGCUUAACUGUGAAACUUUUGAGGAAUUUUACAGAACUGGUUUAAUUAGAUUUUUUGAUGGAACAAACCACUCUGUAAAGGCUGUUGUAGAUUUAAAUCGGAGUAAAUUUGAGUUAGAAUCUGAUCAUUUGGAUGCUGUGAAUAAUCUAGUCGGUGAUGUAAUGUUAGAAGAUGCAUGGUGUGAGUUGUGUCCGGCAGUUGAAAUGGAACGUUUGGAGUGUGUUGAAAUACUGAAAGAAUCAGAACCGACAGUAAGUGACGAGGCAGAAGUAAUCCCAGAUUUGGCUCCAUGUUCAAACCAAACUGCACAUUUAGAGAAGAGAAACACGAUGAGUAGAGGUGAAGGUCUGGCAUUGAUUAGGUCUUUAAAUGAAAAACAGUUUUCUGUUUUUAAUCAAAUCAGGCAGUGGUGUGUAGAUAAAGUUAAUGGUAAUAACCCUGAACCGCUGCAUGUUUUUGUUACAGGCGGGGCGGGCGUUGGGAAAAGUCAUUUAAUUCGAGCAAUUGAGUAUGAAACGCAGAGAUUACUGUCACCAAGCUGUAGACAUCCUGAUAAUGCAUGUGUAGUAUUGGCAGCUCCUACUGGGAUUGCAGCAUAUAAUUUAGGUGCAACAACAAUCCACACUACACUGUCUAUAGGAAAGGAUGUACGCUUACCGUACACUCCUCUGGGUGAAGAAAAACUAAAUUCUUUACGUACAAAAUAUUGUGAUCUGCAGCUCCUUAUUAUUGAUGAAAUAUCAAUGGUAGAUCAUAACCUGUUGUCCUAUGUUCAUGGUAGAUUACGUCAAAUUAAACAAACGGGUGAUUUUUCACCUUUUGGAAAUGUCAGUGUAGUGGCUGUUGGAGAUUUCUUCCAGCUACCUCCUGUUAAAGGGAAGCCACUCUAUUCUGAUGGUGUAGGUAGCAACUUAUGGUCAAGCCUAUUUAAAGUUGUACAGUUAACUGAAGUCGUUAGACAGAAAGAUGCUGUGUUUUCUGGACUGCUAAAUAGAAUCAGAACUCAUACAAAAGGUACACCAUUAUUACCUGAGGAUUUAAAGGUUUUAAAAACGUGUGAAACCGGUGAGGCAAGCUCAGCAUUGCACAUAUUUGCAACAAAUAAUCAAGUAAAUAAUCACAACAUCCAUCAGUUAUGUCACGUUUGUCCUGAUUACAUAUCAAUUACAGCCAAAGAUUAUGUUAAUGAUAAAAGAACAGGCAAACUGAAGUUGUUGGAAGGGAAUCAUGCCAGAGCUUCUAAUACUAACUUGUCAGAAGUGUUACAGUUGGGGAAGGGUGCUCGUGUAAUGUUGUGUAAAAAUGUGGAUCUCAAUGACGGUUUGGUAAACGGAAUUUGUGGUACAUUGACAGAAAUGGUAAUGUUAGAAAAUGACACCUUUCCUAAAAAGGUUUAUGUUCAGUUUGAUGACCAUCGUGUCGGCUUGCAGAGGAGGAAAACCUCCCAGUCUCUGUCAGCAAAUUUAGCUGGAUCUACACCUAUUGAACCCGAGGAGGAAAGAGCCACUGUUAAAGGUGGAUUACGUCGACAAUUUCCUCUUAAAUUAGCUUGGGCGGUUACGGUUCAUAAAGUUCAGGGACUCACUCUUGAAAACGCCGUUGUUAGUUUUAGGAAAAUAUUUGCACCAGGUCAAGCAUACGUAGCACUUAGCCGUGUAACAAGUCUUUCAGGGCUCACAAUUCAGGACUUUGAUGAAAAACGAAUCUAUUGUAAAGAUGACAUUACAGUUGCAGUUAGUAAUAUGACACCUUUUUUGACUCCAAACUCACAGUUCGACAGAUUUAACUCUUCUGCAUUCACUGUGUUUUUAAUGAAUGUCCAAAGUCUGAAUCGACACGUUAAAGACUUAGCUUUCUGCACACAGCAUUUGCAACCUAAUUGCAUUGCUGUCACAGAAACAUGGGUAUCUACAGACAGAUCAGAUGCAGUACAGAUUGAUGGCUAUAGUUUUUACAACUGCCCACGAGGUUUAGCUUAUUCUAGUACCCAUGAGUCUUUGAUUGCUUUUCAAGAACAACAACAUGGUGGUGUUGGCUUUUAUACUGCAGAUGGUGUGGCAUUUAAAAUGUUGCAGGCUCCAGACGUCAACUUGGAGAGUUUAGUGUAUAACUUUGUUAACUUACACAUAGUACUUGGACUCAUUUAUCGACCUCCUUUGUAUCCCCUUUCUUUGUUUAAAGUAAAUUUAACAAAGUUGCUUGAUUGGCUGGAGGUACAAAGUGAGAAGUGUUACAUUCGCAAACUAUUUCGCUGUCGUGAGAGCAACGAAGGGGGUAAUAACGCGCGGAACGUUUUGGUGUCGUGCAUUUGUCAUGGCACUAGAAUUUCGGGUGUGGUGCAGCACCACGCCUAUGGUUCAAAUCCCUGUGUUGCCCUGCUAAUUGUGUUGAUCAGUGGAAAAAACUAUUAUUCAAAAAGGACAACUGAUAAGAUCACACCCAUGGGCAUUUCUAGCCUGCUUUUCCUCUACUCUGAGCCUUCCUGA
This is a messenger RNA of Nothobranchius furzeri (turquoise killifish), 5841 nucleotides long. The record is from RefSeq and is a predicted model, not a curated record. Lineage: Eukaryota; Metazoa; Chordata; Actinopteri; Cyprinodontiformes; Nothobranchiidae.